Molecule: messenger RNA, 7446 nt
Organism: Polyodon spathula (Mississippi paddlefish)
Lineage: Eukaryota; Metazoa; Chordata; Actinopteri; Acipenseriformes; Polyodontidae
Product: treslin-like
Exons: 22
Coding region: 446-6625 (2059 amino acids)
Biological process (GO): regulation of DNA-templated DNA replication initiation; mitotic G2 DNA damage checkpoint signaling; mitotic DNA replication checkpoint signaling
Cellular component (GO): nucleus
Molecular function (GO): chromatin binding
Source: RefSeq, a predicted model, not a curated record
CCAAAGAUGGCGGUCACUGAAGUGUUUGUCCGAGGAAAACAAUAAUUAUUUUUGUGUUACUUUUGGCAGCUAAAAUUAGAGUAAAACAGAUGCAUCCGUUAUACGAGUAAACGGCGGUUAUAAAUAUGUAUAUACAUUAAUGAUUUCGAUUCAUUUUUUAGAAAUGAUGCUCUGUUUACGAUAAUGUAUCUUUUAGUGGGGGGUAGUUGUUAUGCAUCGCAGCACGCAUUGUAACAUAUACUGUAAUGAAAUAAUAUUAUACUAAUACAAUUAGAAUAGCAUUUUGAGGUAAAACUAUGUUAUUGUUUUUAAGUACAUUUUUAGCAAACAAAACAAAUUUAUGUGAUUGAUUAUAAACAGAAAAAUACAAGUAGCCUGGCUGUCUUGAUUGUUUCAAAUGAACAACUUUUUUUUUUAAUUUUUGAAAAAUUACACUAAUUGCAAGAUGGUUUCUCGUAAUUUAGUGUUUCUGAUCGACACAUCGAGUUCUGGAGACAGGGCUGUCUUGGGUGGUGUUUCUGCCCAGGCGAAUCUCCUGGAACACGGUGUUUUGAAAAUCCUCAGUUAUUUUGGAUGCAGGUUUGGUUUGGAAAAGGUCAAAUGGGGGUACAAAUUCUACAACUCGCGUGGAGCCAGGGGCAAAAUAUACCGAGCUUCCGAUUUUAGGGAGCUCAAAGCCAAGAACUUCGAGGAUUUCGAAGGGGAGUGUCGGUCUAGAUUUGAAGAAAACCAGGCAUGGGAGACUUUGAACAAGGGGAAACUAUUGGCACCCAAGGCGCAGGUUAUCCAAACAGCACUGAAAGAGACUUUGCUGGAUUUUCAGUGGGACAGGCCUGACAUCACCUCCCCGACCAAACCAGCCCUGCGACCCAGGAGGCGAGGGCAGUUGCCUGGCAGCAAGGUGCCACCGAACCUCGCUUUGGCAGAAGACGAGUCAUCACUGAAAAGCCAGAAUGUGGUGUUUCUCGUCUCUGCGUGUCCGCACUCCACAGCAGAGCUUCAGGCGUUCAUGUGCUCCGGUAGCACGAGUGAUCCCUAUAAAGAUGUUUUAGAAGACAUCCUGCCCAGGGCUGUCCAGGAGAUGAUUUUCCAGAAUAAAGUUGCUUUGCAUUGGCUGGAUACUACAGAGUGCAGGAAGCUAAUGGAAUCUACAGAUCAUGCUGGGUAUGAAGUUCUAUCUGAGGUGUUGAGACUGGCUGGCGGGAGUUUAGUGCCUUUUCACGGUAUUCUUGGACAAUCCUUAUUGGGCAGAGAUGGUGCAGGAGCGGGAGUAUCACCUUCAAUGCAGUGCUGGCCUUUCACUGGAGGUUCUCCCAUCCAUCUGCAUGGAGUAAGAGAAGCAGUGUUCCCUUUUGACUCCAGCAUUAAUUAUCUGAUGUCUUCAGAGCGGAUCUACCGUGCUGCUUUUCCUGUGCAGUAUGGAUUUCUGCGCUAUGGAGAAGACAUGAUAAUUUGCAGCAUUUCCCUGGAGUCCAUGUCCACAAGACAGAGCGCUUUGCCCAACCCGGUUAAUGUAACAUUGAAAGAAGCCCUUAUAGACUGGAGCUGCCUGAAACCCAGGGCGAUGAGAACUGACACCUGGGUGCUUCAACAGGCUAAGGAAACCACUGGGAGUUAUGAAGAAAAAAUUUCAUUUCAACAACUUUUAAAGGAGCUUGCUGUGCAGGGUCUUCAUAUGGUUGUUAGCAUUGAUGUGAGUGGAGGUUUCCCUCCCUGCACUGGGGUCCUGUCGCCACUCUCUGCCACCACAGCUUUGCUCACCCUACUUUACCCAGAACCUACAUCUGAUGGAGGCCUCUUGCUGAAUGAGUUGGUGUCCCAGGGUAGCGACGAACUUUCCACAGACUUACCCGACAUAGUCUCUAGUGUCUUAAACCAUGUUUAUGAUUGCAUAGAGGACGAGCAAGAGAACAGCACAGAAGACCCUUCUAUCCCUGACUGGGCACAGCAGGAGCUGUCCUUGACCCACCCAGGGCCAUCAGCUCUUGUGGAGGGCUGGUUCCCACUGUCUGAUCAGUCAGGACUCAGUUCCAACUUGAUGGAGUCAAUCAGGUUACUGCACGCUGCCCCUGAGGAGGGUGAGCUGGAUGAAGGAAAGAGCUCAAACCCAGAGGAGGAUCUAACAAUCUGUUUGUCUGAACUAUACCAAGGAGCAGCUAGCUUAGAUUCAGAGCAGCAAGGCAAGAAAAGAUCUGGCGGACCCUGUACUCCAGUAAGACAGAAGAUGAAGACCAUGAGCCGUUCCCUCCAGAUGCUGAAUGUGGCCCGGCUCAAUGUGAAGGCACAGAAGAGUCAGCCAGACGAACCUCAGCCCAGCGAGAGGGGACCUGUCAAGCGUGGAAAGAGGCGAUCGGGAGACAAGCAAGGAGGGAAGGCAGGUGGCAAUUCAACACAUUUUAAAAGUGAAGAGGAGCUUCUGUCCCAUCUUAAGGAGAGUUACCAGAAGGCUGUGACCGAACGAGACUCCUCUCUGGUUACACAAGUCCAGAGCUUCCUUAUUCUCAUUAAAACAUUUCUGAAAUCAGCAGACAAUCAAGAACUGGAGGUGAAUUGUGCCCAAUUUGUGCAGGAAAACCUUGUUAAGUCCAGUAAAUUGAUCAGACAGCAGUAUGCAAACGCACAAGACAAUGAAGCAAAGGUUCGCGAGUGUCAGCUGCAGGUUGUGCUGCGGUUGGAGAUGUGUCUCCAGUGCCCUUCUGUUCAGACUGACACGGACCGCCUGGAACAACUGGUAGAGGAGAUUACAGAUAUGCUGCGCAUUCUCUCCUUGACUAAAGACCCUUCUUACCUCACUAAGUUCCUUGAAGAAGAGAUCCUUAUAGUGUACCUCAACACUGUUCCAACGAUCCUUGGGGAUAUGUACUCCAGUCUGGGCACACAGCUGCCUGAAAAGUUGGCUGCACUUCUUCCUUCAGAUUUCUUUAGCGACGAGUCAAUGACACAGGAGAGCAACUCUCCAGCUGCUUCACAGCUUUCUGCAGCCCCCAGUACAUCCUCAGCUGGGGGGGGAUGUCUUGAAGACCUGCGCACCAGAUCAGCAGAGAAAAAAAGGAGUGGUAUGCUGACUCGUCAUCGAAGCAUGAGUGAUGCAUCUCAGAGUUUACGGCAAAUUGAAAUGCCCAAGAAGUCUACAAGAAGGGAAAGGGUCAAGUCUCGUCUUUCUUUUGCUGUGGAGCUACCUUGUCCUGAACCUCCACCACCCAAAGAAGUAGUACAAGAGGUAACAAAGGUACGCCGGAACCUGUUCAAUCAAGAGUCACACACUUCUAUUAAAAAAGCUAAGCUACCAAGGAGCCAGUCUGUAUCUGCUGUGGAGGGACUGAGGCACAAGCGUUCAAGGUCUAAGGAAGAUGUGAAAGUUUCAGAUAAUCACAAGCUUCUGACUAAAAAGGUCUCGGAAACACCUCUGCACAAGCAGGUCUCAAACAGGCUGCUGCACAGACAGAUUAAAGGAAGGAACUCGAUCACUGCUUCUGACGUCUGCAUUGUGGAGGAAUCCCCUGUGAAGCCAGAAAACGAGACUGACUUGAGAAGGAGCCCUCGAAUCAAGAAGCUGUCUUUUGGCAGGAGGCACUCCAGCUCCUUCUACUCCAGUUCCCAGCCACGGUCUCGGAACCUGGAGAGGGUCCAUUCGGCUUCCCAACUGACCCUGAGUGAUAGCAAAGCAGGCACGCUGAAUAUUCAGACCAUCAGGUCUCCAGUACGGCUGCUGUUUGGUGCCAUGGUCUCUCCCAGCCACUCUGAAGCCUGUGGCUCCAGGGAGGAGAGAAGGGCUGGUAUGGAAGAGCAGGUUUCUGAGAAACUAGAGUGUCAGACUCCUAAGAAAACUCCUAGAAAAACUCACAGGAAGCUAUGGAGCCCCUCGGGCAAAGGCGUAACUCUUCGGAAAUCUCCACGUACACCUCCCAGGAUCCCAUGCCAAAGCCCUGUGAUGAGCCCUGUCCUGGGAAUAAGAUCAGAGACACAUGGGUCGUCAUCUUGGAAGUUAGGUGGCAGUCCUUUCAAAUCUCCUAUCCGGAGAAGCCAGCGUUUGGUAUUGGGAACUCCUCUCAAGGAUAGAUCGCCAGGCAACCAUCUGAGGACACCUGUAAAGAACUUUGUGGAAUCCCUAUUGCCCGCAAGAACAGAUGCAAAGUCUGGUAUUUCAGAAAGCCCAACAAGAACACCCAAAAAAACUGUGACCUGGUCUCCUUCUCCACACAAACCCAGGCUUCAAGGACAAGCUCAUGUGGCGUUCAAAACACCGGAGUCCCCAAGAAUGUUAAGGACACCUACAAAAAACGGUACCCCAAGAAAGAGUCCUCAAACACCAGGUACGCCAAGAGCGUUAAUGAGAACCCCUCAAAAAGCAGGUACCCUGCAAACUCCUACAAGAUCCCAGAGAAUAACAAAUUCACCAGCAACUUUAAUGAGCUGCCGGGGUCCGUGUACUCCCAAAUCUCCAGUGGGAACGCCACCAAAACAAAUUGCCACAAGAACUUCAUUGAGAAUCACAGGACAAUUAGGCACGCCAAGAAAAAGUCUUUCACUAUUUGUAAAUUCCCCCCAGAAGGCAGGACAUUUUACCCCAGAAAAAGAACCUUGGAAAACAAGUUUGGUUGUACCCCUAACUCCAAGAACACCUAAAGCCUCCAAAUCCUGUACGCCAUUGAGAAAUGAUACUGGAGCAGAGCUUUGUGGCAAGUCCUCCCCUGUUAAACAACCUGCUAGGACUCGACAGAAAAGUCCUCUCAUUCCACAGAGGAUUCUUACAAGGUCAGGAGGAACACCUUUGAAAGGCACUCCUUCUAAAAACCCUGUAUGGACUCCAUUGAAAAGUAGCAACGAUGAUAUCACACUAAGGAAACACCUUCAGAAGAUGGGUGGAACAACUUUAACAGACAGACUAGAGACCGCUGAUACAACAGCUCUUGCAAAUGCAUUUUCCAGCUCUCCUGUUAAGGCUAACACCGUGAGCAAGUCACUGGGUGGCAGAAAGAAUCGGGAGAAAACCAAAUUGUUUUCAAGUUCAAGGUCUUGUGGGUACCUGCAGCAGACUGCCAACACUGAUGAGAUUAGUGCCCCUAAACCGAAGAGAGCCUUCAAGUCAGACAGCAUGGGCAGCACCCAGACAGGUGUUGACUCUGUGUGUAAACGGCUGGCAGGAUUCUCGGACCUCUCCCAGAACAAAGUCAGUUCCCAGUCUGACGUGGUAUCUGUUUCAGAGAGGCUGGACUCGUCUUCCCAGGCUAGCACAUGCACAUCUGGGUCUUUCGCAACAACAGAAGAGGAGGAGAGCAUUGAAAUCUCUGAAGCCACAAUCUUAAAAACAGAGGAUCUUAAAAUGAAUAUUUGUUUCACCAGAAAACCCUCAAAGUCUGAUGAGGUGUUUGAAUUUUCCUCCAGAAAACCAGGAGGCUCCUUCUCCACCCCUGGACCCAGGUAUGGGUUCCGUUGUACCCCUGAUCGCCAGCAGAGGCAGGCAGCCUCCCGUCUUGGGAGCCCAGAGGAACCCUCAAAGUUUUCCACUCCCCGGACCUCUCGAACACCUAGCCAACGGCGCAGCUCAGCCACUCCUGAUACCCCCUCCUACCAAGUAGAGCUGGAGAUGCAGGCUUCGGGACUGCACAAACUCAAGUUCAAACGAACAGAUUCCUUUAACGCCAGGGAGACUGGUGUCGAGAGUAGCCUGAAGGCGAUACCCCAGGGCAGCACAAAGAUAAAAAGAGCAGAACCAGCCAGUCCGCUCACUCGUUACCCCAAGCGUAGGGACACUGGAUAUGCUUCCCCCUCUUCACUUUGCACUCAUGGCACACCUGGCGAAACAACACCAGGAAAAGGUGGGGUGCAGACUUAUAUUUGUCAGUCCUACACCCCAACACGGCAUUCCAGCACCCUCUCCCCUUCUGGAAUCGGAGAAGCUGCCCGAUGGACUCCAUCACCUCAGAGACAAGGCAGGUCCACCCCGGAGAACCUCAUCAACUGGCCCCGGAGGAAGAAGGCUGGAGGAGUAGGCGCAGGUGUUGGCGGUAAGGAUAAGUGGGUAGUAGGUGUGCCUCUGAGCAAGGAAGCUGAAAAUUUGAAAUUGCUGGAGGAUCCAGAGCUGGAAGGAGUCUGCAGGCUCCAGGAUAUUCAAUCUUUAGAUCAUAGAGACAGUCAAGACUCUAGAGAUGCGUUUGGUCUGAGGUCGAGGAAGCGAGGCAGCAGCGAGGCCUUUUCCCCAGAUGAGGAUGAUGGUCAGAGGAGAGCGAAGAAACCCCUUCUAAGCAGGCUUGAGGAUUCGGACAUCGCUGGAGGUCUGUGUAACCGGUGGGGAGACAGCGAAUCCCCGCAGUGCGACAACCAGUUUUUCAUUGACGAAGACUGUGUCAUCUCAGAUGUGACUCCGCCAAGCUGCAAAUUGAGGAAGCCUGUAUCUGCAAGUGGCUUGCUGGCGUUGACUCAAUCUCCAUUGCUGUAUAGGGGCAAGACCCCUUCCUCAAACAAGAAAGGCUAUCCAAGACAUGAUGAGUCCGACCUGGACACGUCUUCACAGAAGGCGGCAGCAGUACUCACGGUCUCAGAGCAGGACAUGUCCCCAUUUAACAGAGCGCCCAGGCAGCGAUCAGUGAACAUGACCUACAGCAGAAAGAAGCUGUUGUCAUAGUUCAAGACUCCAGCUGAAAUAUCUAAUUGUGAAAGUUUUUUUUUUGUGUGUGUGUGUGUUUGUUUUUUAGAAGCCUGUUGAUUUUAAUUUAUGUAAACCUGGGGAGUCUUUUUCAGGUCACACUGGCUAGAACACAUUUCCCCUUGGUCAGUAGGUCACGCCACUAGGCUACAGGUUAUCUAUUGCAGUUUUGUGUACUUUUUUUCAUAGUCAAUUGACCACCUUAAGGAAACUUCAUGUGUAGAGCAAUUCAGUUCCUGCAUCCAGUUCAGAACGUAAUAGGACAUUGUACUGGUUUUUACUGUAGACAGUUAUAUGAAAUAAAAAGCAAUAUGAGAAAUACUUUGUAAAAAAGACCUACACCGUGGCCUUGAAAGUUUUUAUAUUUGAAGGCCAGGUAGAAUAUUUUUUUUUGAGCAAAUUAUUCUGGUUGUGAAUGAUGUAUUUUGUUAUGUUUGUCUUUUUUAAAUAAGGGGGCGAUAUGUAGAGUGUUUGUAAAUAUUAUACAGAUUAUUUAAAUGUUAGAUUUGCUAAUUAAUGUGAAUAACUGAAAAUAUUUUACACAUUAUUCAGUAUAAUAAAAAUUCUUGUUUUGUAAUGCAAUGGAAUUGCUCAGUGGUCAGAAGCCUUUUAAGGGUUUUAAUUUCUUGGUUUACAAAUAUGUUUUGUAUGUUUUUGAGUGGUUGGCAUAGUGUUUGUAUAAUUGACUUCCAAGCUGCUGAAGCCAAUGUAUCCACCCCCUGCUGCUACCAACCACACCGGUAACAAAGAUCAGUUUGCUAUGUGGUUAGAGUCACGGUGUCUUUAUCUUAACCAGAAAA